GAGAGCGAGAGAGAGAGCGAGAGAGAGUGAGAGAGAGAGCGAGCGAGAGAGAGAGAGAGCGAGAGAGAUGCUAUCCCUAUGACAUGUUUCCCUCUGCGCUCCACACCUGGUAUAGCCUCCAGACUGCGUGGGCUAGUGUGGGUGCAGUAGAUGAGUUUCGUAUAAAACCCCUGAUUCCGGAGUCUCAUAUUACGCGCGUUCGCCUCCCUCUGUAGUUGUUUGUUACUACGGCUCCUUCCACCUACUCUGUGUUUUUCUUCAGUAGUAUUUCUUAGGAAAGCUACCGUCACUAAAGAAAUCUGUUCUAUGGUUUUGGCUGAAGAAGAUCCCACGAUGUCACGGACUGACGAGGUGCACCGUAUCACGGAGAAUGUCUAUAAGUCCAUCAUGGAGCAGUUUAACCCAUGCUUGCGGAACUUUGUGGCCAUGGGGAAGAGCUACGAGAAGGCCCUAUCCAGUGUCACAUUUGCUGCAAAGGGCUACUUCGAGGCACUGGUGAGGAUGGGAGAGAUGGCCAGCGAAAGUCAAGGCUCUAAGGAUCUUGGGGACGUACUCUUUCAGAUGGCUGAGGUCCACAGACAGAUCCAGAUGCAGCUUGAAGAUAUGCUGAAGUCUUUCCACAAUGAGCUUCUGACAGAGCUGGAGAAGAAGGUGGAGCUGGAUGCACGCUACCUAAAUGCUGCUCUGAAGAAGUACCAGAUGGAGCACAAGAGUAAAGGAGAGAGUCUGGAGAAGUGUCAGGAUGAACUGAAGAAGCUACGCAGGAAGAGCCAGGGCAGCAAGAACACCUCUAAGUACGGAGACAAGGAGAUGCAGUAUGUUGAGACCAUCAGCAGCAAGCAGAGUGACCUGGACCACUACACAGCAGAGGGCUACAAGAAUGCACUGUCAGAGGAGAGGAGGAGGUACUGUUUCCUGGUGGAUAGACAGUGUGCCGUGGCCAAGAACAGCAGCUCGUACCACAGCAAAGGUAAGGACCUUCUAGCCCAAAAGAUCCCAGCAUGGCAGCAGGCGUGUGCUGACCCUACCAAGCUGCCUGACCGUGCCAUGCUCCUGGCUCAGCAGAUGACCUCUACAGGGGGUACCCUGGCGUCCGGCUCCCACACUCACCACGGCUCCAAGGGCAACCUGCUCAUCUCUGACCCAAUCCCCGGGGCCAAGCCUCUGCCUGUACCCCCCGAGCUGGCUGCACUAAUGGCCCAACAGCGUCUAAUGGGACCAGGAGGAGUGGACGGAGGGAUGCCCAUAAUGAACGGAACGGCAGGGGCGCAUGGAGGAGCAGGAGGGGGAGGAGGGGAGGACUACCAACACUGGAUGGAGGGGAAGAUGGCCCAAGCCCAGGCUCAGGCCCUACAGGCUCAGGCCCUACAGUCCCAGGUGGCAAAGGCCUCCUCCCAGCACCACUCCCAGCCCCACAGACAGGGCAGUGAGGUCUACUCCAACACCCUACCCGUACGCAAGAACGCCCCCGCCAAGAGCAACACCACCAUGGGUCCAGAGACCCGAACCCUUCCCCGGUCUAGCUCUAUGGCAGCAGGGCUGGAGAGGAACGGUCGUAUCCGUGUCCAGGCCAUUUUCUCCCACGCGGCUGGGGACAACAGCACCCUGCUCAGCUUCUCUGAAGGAGACGUCAUCACCCUGCUGGUGCCUGAGGCCCGCGAUGGAUGGCACUAUGGGGAGAACGAGAAGAACAAGAUGCGGGGCUGGUUCCCUUUCUCUUACACACGUGUCAUCCCCGAGACUGAAAGCGACAAACUACGAGUCAACAAUCUCCACCAUGGUAAGAGCAGCAGCACAGGCAACCUGUUGGAGAGAGAGGACAUGGCAAGUGCCCCUCCCCCUGACUACGGUAUGUCAUCUCGCCUGCUGGCACAGAGUGCUGCGAUGGCACACAGCAGACAACAGCGCCCAUACAGCAUGACAGGGCCAAGCUUCUCACAGCAAGGACUUGAAGAGUAUGAGCAACGUUUUUCAACAAGUUUGGGACUUUUGAGUGAACAGUUUGCCCGCUUUUGAGUCAAACGGACCCCUCUGUCCCUCUGCCUCAGGAGGAACCAGCCCAGGCCACUGAGGACCAACCCAGGCCUCUCAUCUCUGUCGAUGACCAGUCUCCUCCUCCAAUCCUCUAUUAGCUCCAUGCUCUACUUCCUAUUAUCCUUGCCUCUGAUUGGUUGCUGUGAAGCACAGAUACAUUUAGCCAGCCAAUUGGAAGAAGAACCCUGAUUUUGUUUGACAAAUCCAAGCACACACAGGACUAAUCUUUCACAAGUAGUGUAGACCAUGUGCUGCACAAGUUUUAGCAGACUGAACUAUCCAUAGCAUUCAAGCACACCUAGCCUUGGACUGCCUCUUCAAUACAAUUAAAGCAUUUGAAAACAGUAAUAAACUGUAUGCAGUAAAUUAUAACUGAAUCUGUUACUUGAUAAUAAUGUAUGCAUAUGCUUAAGAAAAGGUAAUUGUUUGAUCUAUCUUAUUGUGGGUGUCUAGUUCUAUGAUCUAGUCGUAUGUUACUUCUUGCUAUUAGCGAUUUGUAAGAUUUGGAGGAAUUUCUUUGAAUUUGUUUGUGUGAGCAAUACAUUUGUCACAAAGUAAACUAUGUUAUACAGUAUAUGUUAAAGGGCCUGUAUCAGGGAGAAUAUAAAGAGCACAGGGCAUGGCGGCUUGUAGAAACACGUUUCUACAUGAGUCUGAGCCGCACACUAGAUUAGGAGAGAUGGAGAAAGAAAAGGUCAAUGUUAUACACAAUAUUGUAAGUUAUAGCAUUCAAAUGCUUUUCACUGUUAUUCUCAAAUUUUAAAUGACAGAAAAACAAUAAUAUUAAGCAUUCAUGCAUAUAUCAACUGUAUAGUAUGACAUUAAUACAUAACAAUACAAGGGAGUUGUUGUAUUUCGUACUAUUUUAUAAAUGUAUUUGCUUCUCAUCCCGUUUCAUUUGUCUGUACAUUUAUAGAAAAAACACUGAAUUUACUAGAGAAAAUAAAGUGAUAUUGCAGAGUAUAUUCCA
This is a messenger RNA of Oncorhynchus keta (chum salmon), 3004 nucleotides long. Its product is annotated as brain-specific angiogenesis inhibitor 1-associated protein 2-like. Gene Ontology annotation, molecular function: protein binding; cytoskeletal adaptor activity. The record is from RefSeq and is a predicted model, not a curated record. Lineage: Eukaryota; Metazoa; Chordata; Actinopteri; Salmoniformes; Salmonidae. The transcript has 15 exons. Gene Ontology annotation, cellular component: nucleoplasm; cytosol. Gene Ontology annotation, biological process: actin filament bundle assembly; positive regulation of actin filament polymerization; actin crosslink formation. The coding region runs from base 307 to 2016 and encodes 569 amino acids.